Molecule: messenger RNA, 684 nt
Organism: Trypanosoma cruzi
Lineage: Eukaryota; Euglenozoa; Kinetoplastea; Trypanosomatida; Trypanosomatidae
Exons: 1
Coding region: 1-684 (227 amino acids)
Source: RefSeq, a predicted model, not a curated record
AUGGUUGAGUUGCCGUUUUCCCCCCCCCCCCCCCCCCCUCUUCCUUGCCCUAUAGUGCUAUGCAUGCCUUCUUGCUUUCGUUGCGUAAGCUUUCUUUUUUUUCUUUUUGUUUUUCUUUCUCUGGUUCUUUUUUUUGGGGGUGGGUGGGUGGGGCGCCGCAGUGUCUUUUGGCCGGAGGAGGACGGCGUUACAGGGACGUCGAUUAAAAAAAAAGGAACAGACGUGCUUACACGUUUUACCUAUCAGCAGCACACGGUACAGAUGCCGAUGCACGUGCCGGACCCCGCGCCCUGCGCUGUUGAGUCCACAUUGUGGCGCUCGUGUCUAAAGGAGUUUGACUACGGCCCGGAUCGUCCCAAGGGGGCUUGUGAGAAGCAACGUGCCGGCUACUACGCCUGCAUCAGGACGUGGAGAGAAAGACAGAACGAAGUGUACGAUUACAACCGGUUUAAUUUAGUGAAGGAGUGCGCAAAGGAGGCGGAGAAGUUGCACCAAUGCAUGAUGGUCAACAUGUUUGAGGCAUCGCGCUGUCAGGAGACAAUGACGCAAUUGAAGCGAUGCGCUGCGCGACACGAUCCGGAGGUGCGGAGGGCUUUAGCAGAUGAUCCCACACUUAUCAUGUCGGAGGAGGAGGAGCCGCAGGGUAUCAAGCGGCUGUGGUACCGCGCCAUUGGCAAACUGUGA